AUGGAGGAGAUCUAUGGAAACGUCGAGACCCUGCGGCAUGCAUGGCACUACCGCAACCUCACCAGACAACAAGCGGAGGAGCUGCUGUGUCAGCAGAGCUGUCCAGGAUCGUACCUCGUGCGCGAGAGCUCCAGCGGCAGCAACACCGUGCUUUGUGUCAUCGAUGAAGCAGGGCUUGUGGUGCACUACCUCAUCUCCCGCAACGAGGACGGAAGCGUGCAAUUCAAGGACCGCGACGACCGCGUGUACCCGGAUCUUGAGGCGCUGAUCGAGCACUGCACGCGCAAGAAGCGGCUGCGGGUGCUGCUGACACAGCCGUGCGAGCUCCCCGUCAGCGCUGCCGGUGCUGGCAGUAUGGAUGCACGUGCGUCUGGAACGGCGAGCGACGCGACGGAGGAUGAGGACGAAGACGAUGAUGAGGAGGGCGAUGAGGAGCAGGAUUUCAACACCGUUCUCGAGCGCGAACUGCGCACGGCCGCGUCCCAGCAGGCCAGACUCAGGUCUGACGCGCACUUGCACAAGGUGUUUGAGGAGUACAUCCACUUCAACGCCCUCGGCGACGCCGGCGAUGCACACCAGGAGCAGACGCUCGCAAAGUUCCGCGCCCUGGUUGCCGAGCUGGGCAAGCCGUUGCUGCAAGAGCUGCAGACGUUCCAGACGCGUCUCGACGCUCUCCGAAAUGUGUUCCAAUCGGCCUCCAUGCAGAGCAACAUCAAGCCUCCCAUUCGCAUUGAACACCCAGACGUGAAGGAGGGAUCUGACGAGCUGACGCGCCUGUCCACCUCCCUCGCCUUCUCAAAGUCCCUCGUCAACAACGUCGAAGCUUUUGCCACGUCGUACCUGAAAGGGCUGCUGUGCAAGCACGGGUCUGGCGGUACCGCCCCCGCUGUUGAGCUCUCCGCCAUGAGGACCUUCGACGUCCGCCGCGUUGACCAAAUGAUGAAGACGUCGACGGUCAUCUCUGUGAAUCUGAGCGAAGGGUUCGUGUCCAUUGGCAAGGACGAUCCAAAGCCAUACAAGCACGACGAGAUUCUGCAACUGAUCAAGAGUCGGUCGAACAAACAGCGGCUCGGCGUUGUUCUCAGCGGAAAGCGAAAGGAUUUCGUCUUUGAGAGCCUGGCGGAGCGAGAGGAGUUUUGCCAGCUGGUGCAGUCGAUGAAGAACAGGCUCGGUGACGACAAGGCCACCGACUACAUCCGCAACAUCGACGUCUUCAUUGGAACCUUCAACAUGGGCGACGCUGUGCCCAAGGAUCAGGACCUGUCGACUUGGUUCCGGUGCGACGGCACGGGCACGGGCGGUUCAAUGGACCCGAGCACAUACGACAUUGUCGCAGUCGGGACGCAAGAGAGCGGUGGAAGCGAACGCGAUUGGAUCUCAACGAUCAAAGCCGUUAUCGGCAGCGAAUUCUACCAGGUUGCCUUUGUGCGGCUGCUGGCCAUCCGCCUCGUUGUCUUCGCCAAGCAGGCCCACCAGAACCUCAUCUCACACCUCCAGCAGGGCACCGUCGCAACCGGCAUUGCGAACAAACUUGGCAACAAAGGCGGGGUGGGCAUUUCGUUCUUCUUCGAGCAGACGUCCCUCUGCUUCCUCAACUGCCAUCUGGCCGCCAGCGCCAACAAGGUGUUGCGGCGGAAGGCGAACAUCCAGGACAUUCUCGGGAAACUGCAGCUUGGACAGAAGAAGCUUGUUGGGUUUGAUGUUGCCAGCCAAUUCCACCACAUCUUCUGGUUUGGGGACCUGAACUACCGGCUGGACUAUCCGCGGGAGGAGGUGCUUGACGUGAUCAAGGCCAAUCGCAUCGAGGACCUGCUGCGCCGCGACCAGCUCCGCACGGCCAUGCACGAGAAGACCAUCCUCGCCGGCUUUGACGAGGGCCGCAUCACGUUCAAGCCCACGUACCGCUACAAGCGCGGCGCACGCAACGAGUACACCAUCGUCAAGCACAAGCCUGGUGGGGUGAAGAAGAUCAACGUGCCGUCGUAUUGCGACCGCGUGCUGUGGCGCUCCUUCCCCGACACGCGCAUCCGCCAGCUCGCGUACGGCUGCACCACAAACAUCGUCACCAGCGACCACUCUCCCGUCUACUCCGUCUUCAAGAUUGGCGUCAGAUCGCAAUAUGUCCCGAAGCAUGAUCCGUCUGCCGGAAGUUCGUGCCGGUUGCACAUUGCGGGCGCCGAUGCAACAAUUGAGACGCGCUCCGCCACAGAAUACUUUCUCGAGUUCUUUGGCACCUUCUUUAGUGCAUCUGGGUCGCUACGCACGAAGAACAACCGCAACGGGUCGUGCAACACGCCGCAGUGGACGGCGGAGCAGAUUGAUGCCAUCCAGCCCAUCAUCUCGGAGCGCGCCUGUCUUGAGCAGGAGCACUUGCUCAUUGCCGUCAAGUCUGCAGACAGCGAGGAAGGCGAGCUCGUCCUGUCUGCGUUUAUCACGGGCGCUGUGGGCGAAUCACAGGCCAACUCUGUGAUGAAGGUUGGCGAUGUGGACGACGAGUCCUACAGUCGCACGUCCACGCUGUCGUCCACGCGGCGGCAGACAUACCGCACCCCAGAGGAACUCAACGCCAUGCGCCUCAAGCGCUCCUCUCGCGUCCUCACCGGGCGCCACCGCUCCAGUGCGUCGGAUUACGAGCAGCCAGACAACCUCGGCUUGGAGGAGGACGGGAGCAACUCGCCUCCGCCGCCGCUACCGCCACGCCGUGGUUCCGACAACACAACGCUGAGUCCACCAACAGCAGCGCCGCCACCGCGUAGGCCAUCGCGGUCCGCUGCAUCCCAGCCGCUCACCAUCACAUCCGCAAUGACAACCGUUGAGGCGACGGUGGCUGCUGUGAGCGGGGCGGAGAGCGGGGCGCCACCACCGCCCGUUCCGCGCAAGAGCGAACGCGUCAUGUCGAUGGUUGGAUCGGAUGCACUCGCCAUUGACACAUCCGCAGCGGCGCUCCACAUGGAGCCCAAACCUGAGACGCCUUCAGCGCUCUUUGACCAGAUUGGCCAUCCAGAACUCGCCCCACUUUUCGUCCAGGCCGGCUACGACGACCUUGAGUUUUUCGGGGACAUUACAGAGGACGAGUUGGAGGAGAUUGGCGUCGGGGACCAGCAGCUGCGACAACUGCUCAUGCAGACAUUCAAGCACGCCACAUCGUGCUCAGAUGCUUAGACUCUUGUGCACUGGUUGUGAUGAUGUGUUGACGAUGACAAUGAUGAUGAUGAUGAUGAUAAUGCGUUUGUGUGAGGUUUGCUUGGUUUUUUCGUGGUUGUCUUUUGUCUUUCAUUCCUUUGCUGUCCUUUGCUUUCUUACUCUCUUUUAGUUGUGGGUGGUUGGAGUGUGCGAGUUUCCCUCUCUCGUGUUACCGCCUCACCUUGUUGCCCCUUUGCCGUUUUUAUGCCUAUGGUUGAUAGUCAUAGCUGGUAAUCGGCUGUGUGCAGUGGGGUUGUGCGUGUGUGUGUGCGGAAGUGCUGUUAAUGCGUGCUGCUAUUGUGUUUAUGCCAUGGAGAGUGGGCUUGGUUUCUGUGUCUGUGAAAUGAUGAGGUGCAUUUUCGAGCAACUGUUGGCCUUCUCCUCCUCCUCCUCUCAGUUCUUCAUCACACCCGCUCCGAGCGAUUAAACAAAACGAGCAGAGGAA
Salpingoeca rosetta is the source of this 3628-nucleotide messenger RNA. RefSeq lists its product as uncharacterized. NCBI's taxonomy places the organism in Eukaryota, Choanoflagellata, Craspedida, Salpingoecidae. Gene Ontology annotation, biological process: phosphatidylinositol dephosphorylation. Gene Ontology annotation, molecular function: phosphatase activity; protein binding. The transcript has 25 exons. The record is from RefSeq and is a predicted model, not a curated record. Bases 1 to 3162 code for a protein of 1053 amino acids.